AUGAUAAGAUCAGGGGACAGAAAUGUUAUUGUGAUAGCCUUAGCCUGUGCCUCUGAGCUACAGAUUGAGGUGUAUGUAGCAUUUUCAAAAGGCAAAACCUAUCACUACAUUCCAGAUCAUGCGAUUGCUAGAGCACUAGGACCACAAAGAUCAUGUGCGCUGCCAAUGUUCCACACCCAUACUGAAACUGAUACCAUGCCUGGAGUUUACCAUCAGAGCAAGGUGACCGUUUUCAAGCAAUGGAACUUAUGUAAUGAUCUAACAGGUGUCCUUUUGACUCUAGUAGAUCACCCAUCAACCGUAACAACAACAGAAGUUAUGGGCACAAUUGAGAGGUUCAUUAUCGUAGUUUACCAGCCUACAAACAGCGAGACAAAUCUCAAUACCAUGCGCAGGCACAUGUUCACUCAUGACAGAUGGAUACCGAUAGAUUACCUCCAACAUGCGAUGCAGCACUCUAUAAUGUCAUGCUCCAAGGAGCACAUGUAUGGGGGCAAAGGGAUAUAUUGGAUCCAGUUCUUCCUUCAACAAUUCCUAAACCAAUGGAAUGGUUUAGGAGCGCAUCAGGAUUGGGCGUACCCAGAUGGACGAUACUGUCGCAAGCAUCCGAGUUACACUGGAUGGUAUCCACAAAAAAUGAAGUACAAAAGCACAAGAGGGGGGAGUUCUAGGUUGUCAUUUGAGGAUGCCUUAUUAUCAGGAUUUCAACCGGAUGGAGGAAUAUUGCUGCCAGAAAGUAUACCAAAGGUAUCUAAGGAAACCCUUCUGUCGUGGUCUAAGCUAAAUUUUGUUGAACUGGCUAAAGAAAUUCUGCCACUCUACAUUGAUGAGUCUGAUGUCCCCCGAGAAGAUUUAAAUGGUAUUUUAGAGCGUGGAUUCUCCAGAUUUAAGCAUCCGGAUAUUGCACCUAUUGCCAAACUAAAUGAUGGCCUCAACAUAAUGGAGCUAUUUCAUGGAGUAACCCUCGCCUUCAAGGACUUGGCACUUUCAUGCGUUGGACAGUUUUAUGAAUAUUUUCUGGAAAGGAAACAAAAACAUGUAACUGUAGUUGUAGGUACAUCCGGGGACACUGGGAGUGCCUCAAUAGAAGCUGUGAGAGGAUUCAAGUGGGUUGAUAUCAUAGUUUUACUCCCUAGAGGGCGCACCUCUAGAGUCCAGGAGUUGCAGAUGACAACUGUAUUGGAGGACAACGUACAUGUAUUUAGAGUUGACGGGACAUCCGAUGACCUUGACUACCCAAUUAAAAGAUGCUUUACCGAUGCGAAGUUUGCAACGGAGAACAGUCUCUGCAGCAUCAACUCAAUCAACUGGGCUAGGAUUGUCAUUCAGAUUGUUCACAUCUUUUACGCCUACUUUAGGGUUUGUACAUCAAUUGGGGAAUCUGUUGAGAUUGUCAUUCCUACAGGAGCGUGUGGAAAUGUAACAGGGGGUUGUGUGGCUGUAAAGAUGGGCCUGCCAGUACAGUUUGUUUGUGCCGUAAAUGAUAAUGACAUUGUCGCAAGAACCAUAUCAUCUGGCGAGUUUUCUAAAUCGGAGGUUGUUGUGCCCACAAUCUCCCCAGCAAUGGACAUACAGGUGCCCUACAACAUGGAGCGUAUCUGGGUUUUGUUCAAUGAUAUGGACAUCACUCCAGUGAAACAACUCAUGGAGGAAUUUGAGGAAAAGGGCUCAGUAAAUGUGCCACAGCAACUGAAAAAUAAGAUCUCCAGUGUGAUCUCUGGGUACAAGUGCACUAAUGACUUGGUGAAGGCAACCAUGAAGCGAUGCCAUGAUGAGAAUGACUAUCUAGUUUGUCCCCAUACGGCUGUGGCUGUGUCAUACCACUACCACCAGAGAGAUAGUCAAGAUGAAAAGUCCACCAUUCCUCAAGUUGUCAUAGCAACAGCAUCACCAGCAAAGUUUGAAGAGGCUGUUCUGGCAGCUGGGCUUACUCCCCAACCAACUGAAGGUAUUCUGGCAUUGGACUCCCUCCCCACAAGAUAUGUCGAUAUGGAGGCAAACAUGGACUGGGAUUUGAUGCUGAGAAAUAAGAUUAAGGAAAUUACAAAACGGUGCAGCUAGUGCUAGGCACAAAUUACAUGAAUGUUCAUUACCAGGUAGUCUAGCUACAAGCCCUUUUCCGACACAGUUGUUAGAGUAGACAGUCCAGGGUAUGAAGCAAGACUAAUUACCAGGGAUAAUGAUAUAUACAUGUACAUAUAUGUCAAUAUCAGUAUUUAAUAAACUUAAUGUUUAGUCAAUAACUUUUUAAUGCUUGGUAUUUAAUUUCCACAUGUAUCGAUGUACAAAAUUAAAAUGUAAAUAAACAAUGAAAUGUAAGAUGUGCCAUAUAAUUUGUGAUUAAUCCGGUGCCAAAUAUAUAUUAUAUAUAUAUUUAUUUAGACCAUGUCAUACUUUUAAAAUACCAUAAAUGUACAUUAUAUAUAUAUACAUAGAUGACAUUUAUUAUCAGUAUUUAAUAGAGUGUCAUAAUUUAUUUAGUCAAUGAUUUUUAAAUGUUGAGUACUUAAUUUUCAUAUGUAUU
This is a messenger RNA of Owenia fusiformis, 2524 nucleotides long. The record is from the annotation of a GenBank genome assembly. NCBI's taxonomy places the organism in Eukaryota, Metazoa, Annelida, Polychaeta, Sabellida, Oweniidae.